AUGCUGCCGUACGCCUACACCACCAACGACGUGGCGCAGCUCUUCGCGCCGUUCGGGAAGCUGGCGCGCGUGCUAGUGCUGCGGGACAAGCAGACGCGGCGCAGUCGCGGCGUGGCCUUCGUGCAGUUCGCCCGCGCCGAGGACUGUGCCAAGGCGGUGGCCGAGAUGGACAAGAUGCCGCUCGAGGGGAUGACGCUGGCCGUGUCGCUGAGCCGAGACAACGGCCGCUCCCGCGAGUUCGCCAAGAAGCGCAAGUACACGACGUCGCAGCGCUGCUUUGAGUGCGGCGAGCUGGGGCACGUGUCGUACGAGUGUCCGCGCAACGUGCUGGGCACCCGGGAGCGGCCCGUGACAACUGGGGGCAAGAGCAGCCGCAGGAACCUCAAGCGGAAGAAGAAGAAGUUCGACCCGCACGAGCGCGCGCACUAUUUCAACGACGAGGGCGUCGUCAACAUCCUAGCGCCGCCUACGAGCUCCGACGACGAGGGCCUGUCCAUCUCGCUGCUGACCUACCCGUCUUCAGCGCCUCUGGCCUCGUCGACGCAGCAUGCGGCACCCCCGCUGGCGACCACGCCACCGUCCUCUGCAGCGUCUGCAGCAAUCUCCGCACGCCGUCGACCGCAGCGCAAAGCAGGCAGCUACUUCAGUGACGAAGACGCCAGCGACGACGAGUGA
Phytophthora sojae is the source of this 675-nucleotide messenger RNA. RefSeq lists its product as hypothetical. Gene Ontology annotation, biological process: mRNA splicing, via spliceosome. Gene Ontology annotation, molecular function: zinc ion binding; RNA binding. NCBI's taxonomy places the organism in Eukaryota, Oomycota, Peronosporomycetes, Peronosporales, Peronosporaceae. The record is from RefSeq and is a predicted model, not a curated record. The transcript has 2 exons. Gene Ontology annotation, cellular component: U12-type spliceosomal complex. The coding region runs from base 1 to 675 and encodes 224 amino acids.